AUGAUUUUGGAAGUCCAGAAAGCGGCCAUGGAAGUCACUGGUGAAGAUGCCGAAACAUAUGAAUCCCGCAAACUGCUGUCGAUCGACAGCAACGUGAAUGCAUCAUUGCGCAUCAAGGGGCAAGCGGAAAUCGUAGAGUGA
Aphanomyces invadans is the source of this 141-nucleotide messenger RNA. RefSeq lists its product as hypothetical. The record is from RefSeq and is a predicted model, not a curated record. Bases 1 to 141 code for a protein of 46 amino acids. NCBI's taxonomy places the organism in Eukaryota, Oomycota, Saprolegniomycetes, Saprolegniales, Verrucalvaceae. The transcript has 2 exons.